Messenger RNA from Closterium sp. Yama58-4, 519 nucleotides. NCBI's taxonomy places the organism in Eukaryota, Viridiplantae, Streptophyta, Zygnematophyceae, Desmidiales, Closteriaceae. The record is from the annotation of a GenBank genome assembly.
AUGAUCCAUGCCCGAGCAGCAGGAGAAGGAGGAGCAGCCGUAGCAGCAGCAGCAGCAGCAGCAGCAGCAGCAGCAGCAGCAGCAGCAGCAGCAGCAGCAGCAGCAGCAGCAGCAGCAGCAGCAGCAGCAGCAGCAGCAGCAGCAGCAGCAGCAGCAGCAGCAGCAGCAGCAGCAGCCGCAGCAGCAGCAGCAGCAGCAGCAGCAGCCGCAGCAGCAGCAGCAGCAGCAGCAGCAGCAGCAGCAGCAGCAGCAGCAGCAGCAGCAGCAGCAGUAGCAGCAGCAGCAGCAUUUGCAGCAGCUGUUCCCUCCUCGGAGGGGCCUUCGGGCCAUUGGACUACCUUCCUCUCCUCCUGUCCUCUUACAGUCUCCUACCACGUACAGUCCUACGUUUCCUCCUCCCUCCCCCUCGGUCACCGUCGCCUCCUCCUUUUGUCUCGCACGACUGGACCAUUCAUUGUCCCAAACGUGCUCGUCCCUUGUCUCUUCUUACGAUCUCCAAACUGUCUUGUUUUGUUCUAG